Lobosporangium transversale is the source of this 1332-nucleotide messenger RNA. RefSeq lists its product as hypothetical. NCBI's taxonomy places the organism in Eukaryota, Fungi, Mortierellomycota, Mortierellomycetes, Mortierellales, Mortierellaceae. The record is from RefSeq and is a predicted model, not a curated record. Bases 25 to 1332 code for a protein of 435 amino acids. Gene Ontology annotation, biological process: protein deubiquitination. The transcript has 3 exons. Gene Ontology annotation, molecular function: cysteine-type deubiquitinase activity.
CCACAAAGAAAAAAUAAAAUAAACAUGUCCCCUGUCAAAACACGUUCAACCUCAUCAAAGCAUCAAAAAGACCGUGGAUACAAAGCCGAUCCAGAAGACACUAAUGACGACGAUGACUUUUAUGGGAUGCGGGAACUGAAACAUCAGUUGGCCGGACUCAAUCUACAGCUCAAGGACACGAUGGGCGAUGGCAAUUGUCUUUUUCGUGCAUGUGCAGACCAGUUCUAUGGAAAUGAGCGAGACCAUGCAGCCUUGAGAGCGGAAGUUUGUCAGUACAUUGAAGAUCAUACAGACCAUUUCAAGUCUUUUUUGGAUAAUGUGACUGUAGAGGCACAUGUGGCCCACAUGCGCAAGAACGGCACAUAUGGCGGCAAUAUCGAGUUAGUGGCGUUUGCCCGCAUGAAAAGAGUCGACAUCAAGGUUUAUCAACCCGGAUAUAUUUAUGUCAUUGAAGGUGUCGAUGUCAAAAAGGAAGGAUCUGGUCAUGGACAACGACCAAUCAUGCAUAUUGCUUAUCAUAGCUGGGAGCAUUAUUCAUCAAUACGCAACAUUGAUGGACCACAUGAAGGGCUCCCAGAAAUUAAUCCACGACCUAUUAAGCAACAACCUCUAGCCAAAUUGACUGACCAAGACCCACCACGGUCAAUUGAGCGCGUGAUCAUGAAAGUCUCUGGCGUUCAGGAUUUAGGGCUUGUGAGGGAUCUUAUGGAAAAAUACCACGGUGAUUUUGACAGUGUUGUCAAUGACUUGGCAGAAAGGGCGUAUGAGGAAGCAAACGAAGAAUGCAACAAAAACAUCAUUAUCGAGCCUGCAAAUACGGAUGCAGAUGUUGAGGCUUCAAACGAAGAAACUGAAAGCAACGGAAAACCCAUAGGCAAUGUCCUAGAAGGAGAAGAGGAAGAGGAAGAGGAAGAGGAAGAGAAGAAAAAGAAAAAAGAAAGUUUACAGGAGAGCAUUGAGGAUAAAACGGACGCAAACACCAAGGACCAUACUCUUACACGGGCCAAACUUGAUGGAGAUAGUGGGACGCGGUCUGUAGCUAUGGGCACAUCUUGGUCAUCGAGUGACUUGACUGACAGCGAUCCUUCAGUUUCAGUCACUGGCUCAUCCAAGCCGUCUUCACGUGCAGCUACACCAACUUUAUUAGCUACAUCGUCAAGAUCCAGGACAGCAUCGCCUGUGCCACCGAUAGCCUUGUCGGAUGAGCCUGUGAAGGGAGUUGUGCCUAAGAAACGGAUAUCAUCAAGAGAGAAGAAAGAAUUAGCAAAACGAAAUCAGAAAUUGAACAAGAAGAAUAGGGGAAAAGUUAAUGUGGAUUACCUUGGUAACUAG